Molecule: messenger RNA, 452 nt
Organism: Funneliformis geosporum
Lineage: Eukaryota; Fungi; Glomeromycota; Glomeromycetes; Glomerales; Glomeraceae
Source: the annotation of a GenBank genome assembly
ACACUUAUGCUGAGGAAUACGACUUGGAAGAAUCCCAAGACUUCCUGACUUACCCCAUUAUCCAUGACACUCAACACGAAACCAUCAAGUCCUUGAAUGAACUUUGCGACCUAACUGAGAUUGAAGUUUACACUCAAGAAGUAUCCGAAAGUUAUAAACAAAAAAAAUUAGUUUUUAGCUACUUAACCAUAGAAAUCGAAGAACUAGAAAAGAAAAACCUAAUGGAAAUUUUUGACUUCUUAGUGCAAAAGCAUUUAGAAAGAAAUCAAGGUUUUGAAGAUCCUUUAGCACUACAAACCGAAAUGAAAGGUUAUUAUAAUGCUUUCCAAGAAGUAGAAAUCAAACAGGAUACUCAACUUUUAAAACAAAUUAGCAAACAGUUAGAAGCAAUCACCACUAGGUUGGAAAAGAACUACCAGUUUAUUCGCCUUGAACAGAGAACCCCAAUUUAA